UUAGGAGUCUCAGUGAAAGGUUCAAGUGUCCUCAUCUACUUGGUUUUGAUUUACCUUCUCUCGCGCCGUUCAACGGGCUCGUCUGCCUCUGCGGGAGAUGAAAUUGCAAAAUUCAAUGCCGCUGACCCGUCAGCGGUCAGUCUACGUGAUGGGGAUUCCUCGCUUCCCACAUCUCUUCCCCAACGAAGACCAAGUCUGAAUCUUGUCGUGGCCGAUAUUCGAGACUCCACAUGA
Mesocestoides corti is the source of this 234-nucleotide messenger RNA. NCBI's taxonomy places the organism in Eukaryota, Metazoa, Platyhelminthes, Cestoda, Cyclophyllidea, Mesocestoididae. The record is from the annotation of a GenBank genome assembly.